Aspergillus viridinutans is the source of this 1266-nucleotide messenger RNA. RefSeq lists its product as uncharacterized. The coding region runs from base 1 to 1266 and encodes 421 amino acids. The record is from RefSeq and is a predicted model, not a curated record. NCBI's taxonomy places the organism in Eukaryota, Fungi, Ascomycota, Eurotiomycetes, Eurotiales, Aspergillaceae. The transcript has 2 exons.
AUGUCGCCCGGACGCAAGGUCUUCCAUUGUGCCGUGGACGAAACGGCCCUAACCACCAACAUCAGCGAAAUCAAAAGAUGGACCACAAGCGGCGCCAUUACCCUCAUCGUCCCUCUUUACACCCUGGAACGCCUGCAUGCGUUGAAAAGAGCCGGAUCCCAGAUCGCCAUCAACUCCCGUGAGGCUGUCCGCUUUCUCGAUCGAGUCACGUCCGGCAAAGAUAAUAUUCCUGCCAAUAGUGUCGUUCUCCAAGGCCCGAUGGAGCAGUACGAAAAUUGGGAAGAGGCGGAGAAGUUCUUCCUACCGGAGUUUGAGGAGGAACCCGAGGCGAUCAACGGAGAUGACGCCGAGGAGCAGUUGCCCCUGGAGAGGCCAGCCGAGAAGAUGAAGAGCAGUAACAAGAAAAAUGGCGCGGCCCCCGAUGAUCUGUCGCAGAUGCUUCUCAACAAGCUGAACUUCAAGACCGAAUCAGACGCCGCGUCGAUUCCCUCCGCGGGUACGCACAGUAAUCCUGCCUCAUCACCCUCGUCGAGAAGUUCGCGCACAAGCCCCGAGGACUCCAAUCUGCGCGCGGUUGCAAACGGUGGAGUACAAAACGAGGCCACAUUGAAGAAUGAGACCGGACAUCGGCGCACUGCCUCGGGGUCUGUGGUUCCUACAGCUCCCGUGGUGCUUCGUCCGCUUCUCAGUGCCAUUCUAUGGCGCUUGCACAGUGGUCCCGACGCCACUAAUGCAGCGAAGACUUGCAUCCUCGUCACAAAUGAUCGCGUAACGGGAUUGUGGGCUCAGAAGUUCGGCAUUGCCGUUAAGAACAUCCAUCAACUGCGAACUUCGAUCCAGUAUGAAGAACGAGAGUACAAGAACCGUUGCAAGUAUGUUGAAAAGACCUUGGUGUCUGAACCAAAAUCGCUGCUCUCAUACGAAGACGAAAGCGACGAGGAUGAAUUGGUGUUCGUGCCUCGCGGCCGUGGAAAAGGAGUAUCGAGAGGCGGGGGUUCGCGCGCAACCACCAACCGUAAAACCACUUCUCCCAAAGUGGUCGCAGCUCCCGUGGAGAGUACGGUUGAGAUCCCCACGCAGCCCAUCGAUCCCGAUUCUUUCAGUCGGGCCUUGGGUCCCACUACCAAGCAACAGCCUACCGUGGAUUUGAGCACUCAAGCUGGAGCCGCUCGUGGCAUUGCUGGCGCAUCUCGCGGUCGUCGCGGAGCAUCCCGAGGACCUUCUCGUGGUAACAAUCGCGGUCGAGGCAAACUCUGGGUUCCUUGA